UGAACUCUCAAAUCCCUCCACUGCCGCGCAGAUGAUACAGGAUGCACUUGAGACCCUGAAAGCUGAGCUGGUAAUAAUGCGAAACGAGAAAACAUACAUGGAAGCACUGUUAAGUUCAGUGGAGAGUGCAAUUGAAGAACAUAAGAGAGCUGUUUCGAUGUAUAAAGCCAUACAAAAACUUGCUGAUGAUUUGCUGGACGUUGUACUGGAAGCGGGAGGUGAUCAUAACAACUGUCAGGAGCUUGACGAGGAAACCAUGCAGAAACUGGUCGAGGAAGCUAUAAGCGACUUUAAUGAAGCAUUGAACCAAGCUCAAUCUCGCCGGACCAGCCCCGCAGAUGGCGGAAACAGCGGAGGGGAUGAUAGCAUCUCUGGUGAUUAUAACAAUCUUGAUAGAACCAAUAUUAAUUCUGGAAAUGAUACCCGUGGAAGCGGUGGUAGCCACGAUUAA
Messenger RNA from Hibiscus syriacus, 451 nucleotides. RefSeq lists its product as uncharacterized. The transcript has 2 exons. Bases 32 to 451 code for a protein of 139 amino acids. The record is from RefSeq and is a predicted model, not a curated record. Lineage: Eukaryota; Viridiplantae; Streptophyta; Magnoliopsida; Malvales; Malvaceae.